UGGGUAUUCAACGCGCGGUGUUCGACUUGUUCCGGAGCUGCAGAGUGAGACUGCAAAAUGAGUAAGUCCGUUCGUGGUGCCCUGACUCCAGGUAGGAUAGUCUCCACUGAUGGGAUCAACGCUAGAACCAGCCGUCUUAACCAGUUGUUUCUUGGAAAGACCGGCACAGCAGGAUGGCGUACGCAUAUCGCCAGAGAAGGACUUCUUGAUGCCCUGCUGGUGCUCUACGAAGAGUGCAGUGGUGAACAACUUAUCAGAGAUAAGCAUAUCUCUACGUUUGUUGCUAAAUAUAAAUCAACAAUCGAUGAAGUGAAGAAUCUUCGAAUCGGAAUCAAUGACUUUGAGGUGAAGGAUGUGAUUGGGAGGGGUCACUUUGGUGAGGUUCAGGUGGUGAGAGAAAAGGCCUCUGGUGAUGUGUAUGCUAUGAAGGUACUUCAUAAAGAUGGCACUCUAUCCAAGGAGAAUAUGGCAUUCUUCGAAGAGGAGCGUGACAUCAUGGCCCGCGCCAGCAAUGAUUGGUUGACGCAGCUCCAGUAUGCCUUCCAGGAUCGCCACAACCUGUACCUUGUCAUGGAGUUCCAUCCUGGUGGUGAUAUGCUCUCUCUACUCAGUCGAUUCGACGACGUGUUCGAGGAGAGUAUGGCCAGGUUUUAUCUGGCCGAGAUGGUUGCCGCAAUCCACAGCUUGCAUACUAUGGGAUACGUACACAGGGAUAUCAAACCAGACAAUGUUCUCAUCGAUCGGACCGGUCACAUCAAACUGGCUGAUUUUGGAUCAUCAGCUAAGCUGUCUAAGGACACCAAGGUAUACGCCAAGAUGCCCGUGGGGACGCCAGACUACGUCGCCCCAGAGGUCUUGAUGAGUAUGAACAGCAACGAGGGCGUAUAUGGUAUCGAAUGUGACUGGUGGUCUCUGGGUAUUGUAGCCUUUGAGAUGCUCUAUGGGCACACGCCCUUCACUGAAGACUCCCUCGUGGUGACUUACAGCAAUAUUAUGGACUUCAAGAAUAAGUUGACGAUUCCUGCAUCACCAUCUGCCAGCGAGCACGCUAAGAGUUUUAUUAAAGGUCUACUGAGUGAUAAGACAACAAGGUUGGGUUACAAGGGACUAGGGUGCCAUCCUUUCUUCAAUAGUAUAGAAUGGACAACACUCAGACAGAGUGUGCCGCCCUUUGUCCCUACAGUCACCAGCGUGGACGACACCUCAAACUUUGAUGAUUUUGAUGCUGAGCCUCCCCACUCCAAUAUGAGUCUUGCGUCGAGUGAGCGUGGCUUCUCAGGACGGGACCUACCAUUCAUCGGCUUCACGUACACCAAGACGCUGGCCACUCAUUCUGCUGUGGAUAGCAUCAAGAGUUCCGUGAGCCAGGAGUGUGCAUCACCAAUGACCAAGAGUAACCUGGAGCGUCGUCUGGCAGCCAAGACACAAGAACUACAAGCUAUUCAUAGUAAAUACCAUCACACUGAAGAUUCACAGGCUGCCAUGACCAAAAAGGUAUCUGAGUUGCAGGGAGCUGUGAGAGAGAAGACACUGUCGCUGAAGGCCACUAAAGCAGAGAAAACAGAACUGGAGAAAGACCUAGCUCUAUCACACACUGAAAUCGCAAAUCUGAAGAGGAUGUUGGAGUUGGAGAGAUCGCAGGUGAAGGCGUCAGACACCAAAGCUGUGGAGCUCCUGGGCCAGAUUAGAAACACCAACAAGAAGACCACACAGCUCAAAGAUGAACAAUUCAGGGCUGAGCUUGAGGAGCACCAGCAGGCCUUGUCUCAGAUGGAGCUAGACCGCUACAUGGCUACUCAGCGAGGUACCAAGAUGGAAGCAGAUCUUAAGACGAUUACUAAGGCGUGUGAAGAUGCCAAGUCAAAGGUCAUUGAACUACAAGCCAAAUUGGCCAAGAGCAAAGAAGCCUCAAGACACCAAGUGAAGGAACUUCAGACCCAGCUUGAUCAGAUCUCGGCCGACAGCACUAAAGAAACGGCAGCACUCCGUAAGAAGCUCUCCAAAGCCGUGGAGUCUAGCAAAGAAGCAACCGAGCUGAUGGCUAACCUACGUCAGGAGAAGAAUAAACUUCACGACGAGCGUCGUAUGAGUCGGCUGCAGCGAGAAUGCUGCCAGGAUAUGAGGCAGAAGCUACAGGAUGCUGAGGAUUGCCAGAAAUCUCUGGAGCAUCGUCUACGUACCGUUGAGCAACGUGAAUCUAGACUAAUGGAGGAGGUACAGUCUAAGCACGGCCUUCACCAGAAUCUUACCAAACAGAUUAUCGAGAUUGAAGAGAAAUACGAGGCUGCCCACGAGGAGCGCAAACGGCUUGAGAGAAGUCUACACAAGAAGGAAGCCGAGAUGGAGCAGAGACUUAGGGAUCUGCAGCAGCAGCUUGAGAUGUCCAAGAGGCAGCAGCAGCACAUGGUAGACAGACAUGUUGCUGGUGCAUCCCAGCAGAGCCAAGUCAAGAUUCAGGAACAAGAUGCUACUAUCACCAUGCUACAAGGUAAAGUGGGCGUGUUGGAGAGACAGAUUGAGGAGAUGAUGGAUACCAAAGAUAAUAAACUACUCCAGGAGAGGAAAGAACUCAAGCGAGUUGGUGAGGAGAGGGUCGCCGAUCUGCAGCAGGAGAAGUACUACCUGGAAACACAGCUGGGUAAAGUAGAAUGUGAACUGAAGCAAUCACUCAUCAGCCAAGACAGCCUCAAGAAGAGAAUGCAUGAACUACAAGAGCAUCUUAAUCAGAUGACGGAGUACCAGGAGACAGAGCUUCAUGAGGUACGUCAGCAACUACGAGACGCCCACGCUACCACCCGGGACGCCAACCAAAACAUGCAACGUCUUGAAGAUAGCCGAGCCAUCCAUCAAGAGAAGGCAACUAAGGUGCAGAUGAAGCUGGACUCGUACAAGCAAGAAGCGGAAGACAAGCUGCAAGAAAUACAGCGAGACAAGUCGGAGAUCGAGGAGAAGUUUGAAACGCUCCGGAGUAGCUGCUCUGUCAUAACAGACCUGGAGGAGCAAUUAACGGAGACGUCGGAGCGCUGCCAAGAGCUGAUGCUGCAGAAUAAUGAGCUAGAGAAUGAGAUCGAAGGACUUAGGGAGGAGAAGAACGGACUUGAGACGGGGAAAGAGGAGAUGGAGGAAGAACUGGGGGAGAAGAGGAGGACAUGUGGGAACCAGGAACUGACUAUCUUAAUGUUGAAGUCAUCCUGUGUGAUGCUAGAGGAGCAGAUCGUUGACAUGGAAGCCUUGAAUGAUAAGAUGGAAGAGAAAGAGACUGAGUUGAGACAAGAGAGAGACGGACUGGUCCAAGAGAUCAAUGAGAACGAGUUACAGCUACAGAAAACCACCCAGGCGCUGGAGUCUGAAAAACAAGCUAGAGAAUGGUCGGAGCAGAAACAGAGAGAGGUGAGCAGCAAUCUAGAAGAGAAAGAGAAAACUCAUCAAGCUCAGAUUGAGAUGUGGAAAUCACACGCCAAGGAGCACAAAGAGAAAAUAGCCGCACUCACCGAUAAUAUCAAUGCCUUGGAGAAGCAGAGUGCCCUCCUUGAAGUCAAUCUGAAAGAUGUCCAGAAGAAAUACAGCGAGGAACAAGAGGACAAUGCUCAACUGGAGCAAGAGGUAUCAGAGCUGGAAGGUCAGCUGCAGAAGAGCAAAGCGACAACCUUCAAGCUGACACAGAGCCUGGAGGAGGCCAUAGAGAGAGGUGAGCAACUGAAGGCAGAGGGACAGGAUCUAGACAACCAGAUGGAGACAAUGCAGGUGCAACACACCCAUGAGAAGGUGAAACUUGACGGUACGCUGGCCCAGCAGACUAAACUGAUCGACUUCCUUCAAGCUAAGACCGAAGCUCCACCCAAGAAGAAGAAGAAGAGGCUGUUUGGUAAAUCGGCGAAAGAAAGCACAAUGUCGUCAAUCCCAUCAAUCCCGAUGCAGUACAAGGAGCUGCAGCAGGCCUUGGAGAUGGAGAGAGUCAAGAAGAGGGAUCUACAACAGCAACUGACUAAGGCCAAGGCAGAGCUACAAGUUGCUAGGAUGGAAGUAAAUACAAAGCCUCGGUCGGACUUCAAGACGCCCAGGCCCUCUUCCAACCCGGCCAAUCCUCGUCUUCUAUCAGCCAUCGCCUUAUCCCCAACCAACCAGCCCAGCCCCAGUCUCUUCACACCCAUCCCCAAUGCGAGGGCCAGCUCCAAACGCAAGACGGCCCAGAGCGGGAAGGAUGCCAAACGCCCCAAGGAGCGCAUGAAGCAUAACAUACCACAUCGAUUGGUCAUGGGUCUUAAUACUAGAGCCACUAAGUGUGGUGUGUGUGUGGAUACUAUACACUUUGGACGACAGGCUGCCAAAUGCCAGGAAUGUCACCAAGUAUGCCACCCUAAGUGUGCCCCGUCCAUGCCCCAUACCUGCGGCCUACCAUCACAGUACGUCCAACACUUCAGUCAUGCCAUGCACAGUAAGACUGCAUCACCGACGGUUGGCUGCCCCGUUACAGGAGACAGUGAGGCUAUUGCAUUACAGAGCUGGAUGAAGAUUCCAAGAGUCGGCAAAUCAGGAUGGGACAAGAAAUGGGUGGUCCUGGAAGGGACCAAGCUUUGUGUCUAUGAAAAGGAAAACACAAAUGGUGGUGGCCAGACUGUCGAUGAGUUUGACCUCUGUCCAACCGACGGCAGAGUCACAAUCCACACUGGCAUCACAGCUGCCGAGCUGGGAAACACCGCCUCCACGGACCUAGCGUAUGUCCUUCGCAUCGAGUCGCACCCUCACACCACCUGCUGGCCCGGUCGCUCCCUCUACCUCAUGGCCGCCAGCUUCUCCGACAAGCAGCAGUGGAUGAUGACGUUGGAGUUUGUCAUGAGCGAGGGCAGUGUGGGGUCAAAGGUCGCCAGGGAUAAAGCGAGGCUCCUGGGGAAUACCCUACUCAGUCUGGAAGGGGAGAACAAAGUGGAUAUCAACUGCACUGUGUUGCUGAGCGCAGAGUUGAUGCUGAUUGGUUCCGAGGAAGGUCUGUUUGCCAUGGCAACGACCAAGAAGGCGCAGCCUUUGUCGCAGCUGAGUGGAAUUGAAAGCGUGUUCCAGAUGAAGGUUAUGGCUUCGAUAGGCAUUGCUGUCUUGACUGUGGGUUCUGAGCGUAGACUCUGCUAUGCUGAUCUGACCCACUUGAAGACAAUGGCGAGCCAGGCUAGCGUCACUGAAGCUGUCAUCAACUACACUCCAAUUGAGAAUAUACAGGAGUGCCACCUGUUUUCCUAUGGGUUUGUGAAUGGAGCAGCGUACAUAUGCGCAGCUACCCCUCAUAAGAUCACCAUAUUCACACACAGUAAGCAGAAUGGAGUGACAAAGUUUACCCCACGCAAGGAGAUCAACACGGCGGAGCCAUGCAGUUGUUUGUUGUUUACAUCCAACAGUCUGCUAGCAGGGACUGAUCGUUUCUAUCAGAUUGAUCUCGAUCAAUAUCAAGUUGAUGAGUUCCUGGAUUCCAGCGAUACCUCGUUGGCCUUUGCCGUCUUUGGUGCGAGUAGAGUCAACAGUUUCCCGAUCGCUGCAGUACAAGUUGCCCCCGAUGGCUUCGACAGAGAAUUUCUACUGUGUUUCCAUGAGUUUGGAGUGUUUGUGGACAGCAAGGGUCGUCGUACGCGUGCCGAGGACAUGAAGUGGUCUCGACUGCCGUUAGCGUUCAUGUUCCGUGGGCCGUACCUGUACGUGACCCACUUCAAUUCAAUGGAGGUCUGCGAGAUAAAACCACAUGUUGAACAGGACAGUCGUGGUGUACACACCUUCUUGGAUCUGCCCAGCCCACGUCUAGCAGGAUACGGUAUCACUCAAGGCACUGUGUAUGUAGCUAGUACUUCAGAUGCUGGUAUUGAUCUAGUAUGCCUGAAGGGUCAUGCAACCGCUGGUAGGCCUGACUCCAAGGAGCAAGAUGUACCGGCCAGGUCCCUGAGGAAACGGCCCCAGGCUGGAGGGAGUGUAGCUGCUAGAGGGAGUUCCUUGAAGCGCCCUCUAUCGGAGGACUCUAUCAACCAGUCAUCCAGUAAGUAUCCUCGCAGUUCGUAUUCCAGUCAGGAUUCCAGUAUACUCAGUCGUGCGUCGUCUACCUGCUCCUCGAGCACUGUCUCAUCAUCAGGCAGUGUAAGACGCUCGCCUCGCUUUAAGACGAUGUCGUCCUCCGAUGAAGAGUCCAGUACUAGCUGUAGCUCACUGCAGAAGAUAUUCACUCCUAAUAGGACCAGUAAGAGAGGCAAAUUCACUGAGGUCUAAUACCAGUAUUUGCCGUUUUACUAGAUCUAAUUUUUUAUGGUACUGCUCGCCUCACUUUGAGACGAUGUCAUCCUCAAAUGAAGAGUCAACUACUAGCUGUAGGUCCCUGCAGAAGAUCUGUACUGAAAUAUGUCUGGAUAUGAAGUUUUCCUUUUUCAAACAGCAUCACAAUUUGUAAGCACAAAACAACAUUUUCUGUUUUGUUUAAUUUCUGUUGACAUUUUUACUGACAAAUUUUGAUUGAAGAAAUGAACAAUAUUAGUAAUGUCUGGGCAUUUUGUAAUGACUGACAGAUAUGGAACGUCUCUCUAAAGGUUAACUUAAACCAAGACUUGAAGGGUCCGAAAUAGUCUGCUCUCCUUAUAAGGGAUGUAGAUGAUGGAAAUCAGUAUUCACGAUUGUAUAUUGCAUACAGUGAAACAAGCAAUCAAUAAUGCUAUACUCCAAUGUACAUAUUUGGUAUUCAGCUAGCGGCAAAUAUUUUUUAUUAAGCAUUUUAAGGUAUUAUUUUGAAUAAUUAAGGGAUGCUGUUUAACUACAUGUACUUAUUGCUUCAGUGCGUUGAGGUCGAAGGUCAGUUUUGCUAAAACAUUCUAUAAAGUACAUCUAGGACUCAAUUGAAACAGUUAUGAUACAGUUUCAGGGAAUGAUUUCAUCAAGCGAUUUUUGCAUGGCGAAACAUUUGGACUGAACAAGUUUUGUGCGCACUGGUAUUAAAUGCUAGUAUUGAGUAGCAAAUGAUGAUUUUUGAGUAGCAACUGACACAUUUUGUGUAGCAUUUUGCUCUGCUAUACAAGGGAAAUCAGUCACUGCAGUUUAUACAUAGCCAAAACAUUGCACUACCAAACUACGAAGGUCAGAUAAAAUGGUUCUUCCUUCGGGUACAUUCAGUCGCCCAAACUAAUCAACAUUCCUGGUCAAAGGAUUUUUAUGAAUUGGUGGGGGAUUAUUGUGGAGAAGUUCUCCUCUUAAUGCUAAGUUUAUAUUUAACUUCUUAAAUAACUGCUUGCGCAAAAACUUAUAUUCACGCUUUGCUCGCUGCUCGUUUUAUUCCGACUGGCGAAGUGUUUGUACUAUAAUUAUCAUAUCGAUGCAAUAAUUGGUUGUUACCUAAAAAUAUAUGUAAGAUCUCUUAUACUUUCAAUUUCUACAUUUUUUGGUUGCAUAUAUAUCUGUGUGUUUUUUACGGUGGUAAGGGAAGCCAUGAAAAUGGGCACUUGUGAAUUGGGACAUUACAUGUACAUUGAUCAGCCUUUAAAAUCAGAUCAUUUGCUGUUGCGUUUGAGUUUGUUGGCAAGCUCAACUUCAACAAUCCUUUGAUGUGAAUUGGCACAGACAGUGAGUCACUGUGACACCAUUCAUUUUGACAUUUUGUUCUUUUCUAGUCGGAAUGUUUGAAACUAAACUUUUUCAUUCAAACCAUAUAUUGAAAUGCCAUUUUUUAAUAUAAUAUUUGUAGAAAUCGAAUGAGCUUUGAAUAACCAUAUGAACUUUAAAAAGUCAUUUAUAGACAUAAUUCACCUAUUGUAACUGUAAACUACGCGACAAUUGAAUGAUUUGUAAAUAAACCUGUG
Molecule: messenger RNA, 7814 nt
Organism: Asterias rubens (European starfish)
Lineage: Eukaryota; Metazoa; Echinodermata; Asteroidea; Forcipulatida; Asteriidae
Product: citron Rho-interacting kinase-like
Exons: 39
Coding region: 58-6240 (2060 amino acids)
Biological process (GO): peptidyl-threonine phosphorylation; actomyosin structure organization; mitotic cytokinesis
Cellular component (GO): cytoskeleton; cytoplasm
Molecular function (GO): protein serine/threonine kinase activity; ATP binding
Source: RefSeq, a predicted model, not a curated record